AGUGCGACUACCUGCAUUGCACCUUGCCUAACCCUAGCCAUGGAGAACGACGGCGUCCCCAACGGACCAGCGGCGCCGGCGCCUACCCAGGCGACGCCGGUGGUGCGGGAGCAGGACCGGCUGAUGCCGAUCGCAAACGUGAUCCGCAUCAUGCGCCGCGCGCUCCCUGCCCAUGCCAAGAUCUCCGACGAAGCCAAGGAGGCGAUCCAGGAAUGCGUGUCGGAGUUCAUCAGCUUCGUCACCGGCGAGGCCAACGAACGGUGCCGCAUGCAGCGCCGCAAGGCCGUCAACGCCGAAGACAUCGUGUGGGCCCUAAACCGCCUCGGCUUCGACGACUACGUCGUGCCCCUCAGCGUCUUCCUGAAGCGCAUGCGCGACCCCGAUGCGGGGACAGGUGGUGCCGCUGCAGGCUACAGCCGCGCCGUGACGAGUGCCCCUCCCCGUGCGGCCCCGCCUGUGAUCCACGCCGUGCCACUGCAGGCUCUGUUGGCGCAGUCCGAUGCCAAGCUCGCCCUAUAG
Triticum urartu is the source of this 519-nucleotide messenger RNA. Lineage: Eukaryota; Viridiplantae; Streptophyta; Magnoliopsida; Poales; Poaceae. The record is from RefSeq and is a predicted model, not a curated record.